AUGGACAACACCGACUCGCCCUUACUCCUCCUUUCACUCAAUCUCUCCGACUCAGAGCCCGACGAAGCCUCUGGACCCUCUGCAAGCACAAGCACUGCUGAUAACAAUCACCCCGACCACCAACAACAGAACCAACCAACCCGUGCCGAACGCACCGCUCUGUCCGACGAAGACUUCCGAGCGCUGAAGCAAAGCUACCGUCCCAAACUCGAAAACGGCAACAUCCACGCAACAAUCCAGCUCCCGCUCUCCAGCGCUGAACCGCUCCUCCCUAAACCCGAAGCCCAAGAGCUUCUGCACGCGGUCGAGGAGCUGUACUUCUUCCGGCGCUACCGCGAGGCAGCGGCGUUUGUCCGGGACGUGUUGCGCGACGGCGAGGCUCGGGUCGACGAAGAGACGAAGCGGCUGUUGCGGUACUAUGAAGGGAGGUGUUUGGCGAGGCUUGGGGAGUUGGACGGACAGCCCGUGGGGUAG
This is a messenger RNA of Canariomyces notabilis, 474 nucleotides long. RefSeq lists its product as uncharacterized. The transcript has 2 exons. The record is from RefSeq and is a predicted model, not a curated record. NCBI's taxonomy places the organism in Eukaryota, Fungi, Ascomycota, Sordariomycetes, Sordariales, Chaetomiaceae. The coding region runs from base 1 to 474 and encodes 157 amino acids.